This is a messenger RNA of Amphiprion ocellaris (clown anemonefish), 4484 nucleotides long. RefSeq names its product GEM interacting protein (gene gmip). The coding region runs from base 903 to 3776 and encodes 957 amino acids. Gene Ontology annotation, biological process: signal transduction; activation of GTPase activity; negative regulation of GTPase activity. Gene Ontology annotation, molecular function: GTPase activator activity. Lineage: Eukaryota; Metazoa; Chordata; Actinopteri; Pomacentridae. The record is from RefSeq and is a predicted model, not a curated record. Gene Ontology annotation, cellular component: plasma membrane. The transcript has 18 exons.
UAUCCCAUCGAGAGGGAAGGCUAACGGAGGUCAACCUUAGCACACAACCCAGCCACAAGUCCAUCAUUACUCUGGAAUUGCCUGUUCUAUUUUUUGGACUUUUCCUAAAGACACAGAAAAAUAUCACCCUGGUUGGAUUUAUUUUUCUACCAGUCUAACUGGAUUCGGCGUCUGUGUAAAGGAACAGACUGGACUAAAGUCUGCGUGUCUGAGUGAGGAACUUGAAAGAGAAGUCGUUGCACUCUUUCUGGCAGUGGUGUGCUUGUUUGAUUUAAAAAAAACAUUGAACUGUGGACUGUUAGAAGAAGUGAAAGUUCCCGAAGUGUAUGUGUGCUCAGAACGCUGGCUUAGGAGAAAAUGAUGUUAUUUUGACUAUAUUAUUAUUUAAUUGCCAAAGUUGUUCUGGAAGUGGAAUGCAAAGAGGAAAAUAGAAAGUUGCAUGGGGAGCGUUUUUUCGACCAUAUGACUGUCACACAAACAUCAUCCACCUCUGUGUUAGUGUGACUCACAGAGGAAGAAGAACGGUUGCCAUGUCAACACCCUGCCUGCCAAAGUAGAGCUGUGACAUACUGGUGUUUGAUACUGCCCACUGGUUUAGAGCAGUGGGUAGUUUGUAGCUGACUAGCAGUGAACAGGUGUGAGAGGGUGGGGCUAGGCAGAGAGAGGAAGAGGGGAGAGGAGGGAAGUAAUUCAGCUAAAGCUGUUUGUCUUUGGUCGACAGAAACCCUCCCCUCUCAGGUCACAUACCCAUUGUGUCAAGCGGAGGAUGUGGGGCUGAUUUAAGAGGGGUUUAGGUUUUUUUCUCAGCCAUCAGCAUACAUCAACUGUGUUUAUGUGCAAGAGAUACCUACAAUUGCUGAGGCCUUCUGGAAACCACAGGAUCUCUACACUGAGGAGCAGCUAUGACUUUCCAUAUGCAAUCAAUGUUUCCUUUUUUGGCCCAGGAAGCAGACCUGGCCCUCUGUCGCUGCGAGGACGGAGUGGAGACGGCAAUGCAGUACGCCAAGAUGUGGUGCCGCUAUGCCAAAGACCUUCUGGCCUGGAUGGAGAAGAGAAUCAGCUUGGAACAAGAAUUUUCAAAAAAUGUUAUAAAGGCAGCUGAAGGGGCAAAGGUGACUGUGGCACAGCAGGAAAUGAUGCCACUGCAGUACAUCUACACCAUGGCUCUAGAGCAAGACAUCAAGAACAGUGUGACAUCUAGAAGGACUUCUGAACUGCUACAAAACCGUUGUUAUCAGGCCUUGACUGCCAAGAGAAAUGAGAUCGAUAAGUGGCGCAGAGAGUUUAAAGAACAGUGGGCAAGAGAACAAAGGAGGAUGAACGAAGCAGUGACUGCUUUAAAAAAGGCCAGGCAGCAGUAUUUCCAGCGGUGUGAGGAGCUAGAAAAGGCUAAAGCUGUCUCUGCUAAAGCUGUGGAUGACACAGCUGGGAUCAAAACACUUGAUAAGAGAAGGAAGUCUAAGGAUGAAGCCCAGACUAAGGUGCUGGAGGCAGAGCUUCUGUACAGACAAUGUGUGAGUGAUGCCAGGAUCCACCAAGAGGAGCUAGUGAAGGUCAAAGAAAGAAUUAUUUCUCACAUUCGCAAGCUCAUCUGUCAGGGAGACACUGUGCUCAAGGAGGCCACAGUCAACAUGUUCUUCUACCAGCGGCAGCAGACGGAACCUAUUCCUCUUGGCUACCACAACCUGGAGCUGACGUGCAGAUCUCUGGAGCCUGGCGAGCCCUACCUGCUCUACAUCCUAAGCAAGCGCCGUCCAGAGCAGCCUGUCCAGGUCUUCAGCUUCCAGGAGCAUGUUUCUCAGGGCAAAGGCAACAAACGAAAAACCAGCAGUGGCCUCAGCACUCUGCAAGACUCUUUACCAGUGACAGAUGAUGUUUGUUACAGACGACCCGGAGAUGGAAGGAAAACAGGGUACAGUGACAGUGAGAGCAUUGGAGGCAGUCUAGAAUCUCUGUCCAGUCCUGCACACACUAAUAGGAGGACGCCCAAACCCACAUCCACUCUGACAGCGUCACUGGACGACCCUGACGACCGAGAUGUAGUGUCAGAAUCAGAGUACAUUGAUGGCCAGCCAGUCAAAGUGCGUGCACUUUCUCGAGCUGCACUAACACACCGACUCAAGAAAAUGAAGAGCAAGAUGGUCAAGUGCAAACAGUGUGACAACUACAUUGUUGUCAGUGGGGUUGAAUGUGAGGAGUGUGGGCUAGCUUUGCACAGGAAGUGCAUGGAGGUGUGUCAGCUAGAGUGUGAACACAGAAAAGGAACAGUGUUCGGAGUGGAUCUUUCUGUGCUCCCACGGCACACGCCAGAUGAGGUCCCCUUUGUGGUUUUGCGCUGCACCGCUGAGAUAGAGAGUCGCGCUCUCUCUAUCCAGGGAGUGUAUCGUGUGAGUGGGUCCAAGCCUCGCAUUCAGAAACUCUGCCAGGCCUUUGAGAUGCAAAAGGAGCAGGUGGACCUCUCUGACCUCUCACCGCAUGACAUCACCUCUAUCCUUAAGCAAUUCUUCAAGGAGCUCCCAGAGCCCUUAUUAACCUUUGACCUGUACAAUGAUUUCAUCGCGGUGGGAAAAACCAUUCAGCACCUGAGUGAAAGGGAGACACCACCAGACACUAAUGAGAUACUGGACAUCGUUCACAACCUGCAAAAGCUACUACAGAAACUGCCUACAUAUUGCUAUAGCACUUUGCAGCAUAUUAUGUGUCACCUGCAAAAAGUUUCAGAGAACUUUGAGAACAAGAUGUCCCCUAGCAACUUGGGGAUUGUGUUUGGGCCGACGUUAUUGCGUCCUCUAGUGUCUACGGACAUGUCAAUGAUUGCCCUGUUGGAAACCAGCUACCAGGCGGUACUUGUUGAGUUCCUCAUCACGCACCACGACAAGGUUUUUGGCCUUCAGAGACCCAGCACGCCCCCUCCUCCAGUCCCCACUGCACCACUUCCAGACACCCCACCCAGAGCUUCCUGUUCCAUGGAAGAGGUGGUUUAUGCUGACCCGGAGCAUGAAGCUUCCUCCAGAGAGCGACCACAUUCACUAGAAAGUCGAACAAUCAAGAGAGACUCAAGCGAGGGUUAUAUAUCUGACAAGUCUUCAUCCAAUGAGGCAGUGGACCAGCUCAGCCCUGAAGCCAAUGAGAGAGCAGUCCUGGCUCUGAGAGGGGCAACAAGUGAUCCUCUGGGUGAGUCAGUGGUGGAGACUGCCCCAGAUUUUGGGACCCAGCCGCAAUAUCGCUUCACCAGACAGCCUGUGAAGUAUUACCGGCAUCAUAACCCAGGAACCCGACUCACUAACCCGACUCGCACAGCCAGACAGCCUGCAACUCCAGCGAGGGGCCUUCCAGGGAGUGCAGACAGCAGCCGCAGUUCUUCUCCAGAGCCAAGGAUGCAAAGACUUUCCCAAAACUUAGAUGUCUACUGCGAGAACACUCACCAGCCCCAGCAGGUCACCAUUGCCCCUGAGAGUAAAGCUGACGCCCCACUAAGCCCUCGCGAGGUUGUGCAGUACAUGCUGGGAUUGGACUCAGCAUUUACAUCACCUGCAGCUGCAGCAUCAUCCUGUACAGCACAGGAGUCUACCCAGGAAGCAGCAGCAGGGUCUCAAACAGAUCAGAACAUAAAUCUGAACAGUAGCAGACAGCGUGCUGGUCAAAGCUACACUCUGUGUCAGUCACCAAAAACAGUUCCUAUUGAGCAGCACCUGACCUCACCAGCCCAGAAGAUCCUGUCUGGUCUUAAGCUGAGACGCAGCCACUCAGGGAAGGACGAGCAACUCUUUGUCUAAGGGGCUAUAAAAACCUGGAGACAUUUCACCGGAAUACAUUGACACGCACUGGAGAACUGCAUUAGCGUCAUUGUUACUGUGGCUAACAAUAGUUACUAAGAUCCACAUUCAUGUAGUUAUUAUAAAUGAAAACUCCUGUCUUCUACACAAAUUUCAUCCCUGUAGAACAGAACUGAACUGUCUUCAUUUACUAAAAAGUUAAAUGUACCAAACUAACAUUUAAAAUUGUUCAGGAUUGGUGCUUACACAGAUACCAUAACCUUAUUACCAUUUAAUCUUCUUUGAGAUUAUCUGUUGAUCUGUCUAAUACCCAGGCCAGACUAGAGAGGUUCAGGUAUUAAUCACUUUUCAUUACCUCUAAUGUCUCUGAAUGCAAGUGGUUGGAAAUUGGAGGUCACAAGAUGCAAAGCAGCACUUAAUGUUUUGUGCUGAACAAACUACAAUGGGAAAAUAUAAAUGAUUUCAAGUUUGUUUGUUUUUUAAAAUAUAUUAUUUUAUACUUGUCGUGAUUUUUAAAAAUAUUUUAGUUUUGUAUUUUUUGUAGCACCUGAACAGAUAUGCCUUCAGUGGUGUCAUGUCGAAGUUUAAUUUUUUAGUUUAAUGCACCUUUCCCGUUUCACCACAAGGGGGCGAUCUUCUCUCAGUGUGAGAGGAAAACAUGCCAGACACAAUAGUAGAAAGGAAAUAAAGCGUUUAUUUCUAAUUACA